CCCUGGUCGGAGGCGAGGCGAGGAGGGGAGUGGCGGGCGCAGCAGCACGAGCGGGCUCCUGCUUCUCCGCCGCGGAGGGAGGCAUUCAGCGGCCGAGGUCGCGUGCAGCGCGAGCGGCUCCAGGAGGACAAGGAACCCAGGCUGAGAGAGAGGAAAGAUAAAAAUGGCAAAAAUGGAGGUGAAGACAUCUCUUCUGGACAAUAUGAUUGGAGUUGGAGAUAUGGUACUACUCGAGCCCCUCUCUGAGGAGUCCUUUAUCAGUAACCUCAAGCAGCGUUUUGAUCACAGUGAGAUAUAUACUUACAUUGGGAGUGUGGUGAUAUCAAUAAAUCCAUAUCGAUCGCUGCCUAUUUAUUCACCAGAUAAAGUGGAAGAAUACAGAAACAGAAACUUCUAUGAACUUCGACCUCACAUUUUUGCCCUCUCAGACGAAGCAUAUCGUUCUUUGAGAGAUCAGGAUAAAGAUCAAUGUAUACUUAUAACUGGAGAGAGUGGAGCUGGAAAAACAGAAGCCAGCAAACUGGUCAUGUCUUAUGUUGCUGCUGUUUGUGGCAAAGGAGCAGAAGUUAAUCAAGUAAAAGAACAACUUCUACAGUCUAAUCCUGUGCUUGAAGCUUUUGGAAAUGCCAAAACUGUAAGGAAUGAUAAUUCCUCAAGAUUUGGAAAAUACAUGGACAUCGAGUUUGAUUUCAAAGGUGACCCACUUGGAGGAGUUAUAAGCAAUUAUCUAUUGGAAAAAUCCCGUGUUGUCAAACAACCAAGAGGUGAAAGAAAUUUUCACAUUUUCUAUCAGAUAUUGUCUGGAGGAUCGGAAGAUCUGCUUGAAAAACUUAAACUUGAAAGAGAUUUCAACCAAUACAACUACCUUAGUCUGGGCUCUGCAAUAGUCAGUGGAGUAGAUGAUGCUGCAAACUUCAGAACCGUUAGGAAUGCCAUGCAGAUCGUGGGAUUCAUGGAGCAUGAAACACAGUCAGUUUUUGAAGUUGUGGCAGCUGUCUUAAAAUUGGGAAACAUUGAAUUCAAGCCUGAAUCUCGUGUGAAUGGAUUAGAUGAAAGCAAAAUCAAAGAUAAAAAUGAACUCAAAGAAAUAUGUGAGUUGACAGGGAUUGACCAGUCAGUAUUGGAAAGAGCCUUCAGCUUCCGUACAGUUGAAGCCAAGCAGGAAAAGGUUUCCACAACUUUAAAUGUGGCCCAGGCUUAUUACGCUCGGGAUGCUUUGGCAAAGAAUCUUUAUAGCAGACUAUUUUCCUGGCUUGUUAGCAGAAUCAAUGAGAGCAUUAAGGCACAGACAAAAGUAAGGAAGAAAGUCAUGGGAGUUUUGGACAUCUACGGCUUUGAAAUAUUUGAGGAGAACAGUUUUGAGCAGUUCAUUAUUAACUACUGCAAUGAAAAGCUACAGCAGAUCUUCAUUGAGCUUACCUUAAAAGAGGAACAAGAAGAAUACAUAAGAGAGGGUAUUGAAUGGACCCAUAUUGAAUACUUCAACAAUGCUAUAAUCUGUGACCUCAUCGAAAAUAAUCAGAAUGGAAUUCUUGCUAUGCUGGAUGAGGAAUGCCUGAGGCCGGGGGUUGUGACUGACGACACUUUCCUAGAGAAGCUGAAUCAGAUCUGUGCUACUCACCAGCACUUUGAGAGCAGGAUGAGCAAAUGUGCACGCUUUUUGAAUGAUACCUCUCUGCCACACAGUUGCUUUAGAAUUCAACAUUAUGCUGGCAAGGUGAUGUACCAGGUAGAAGGAUUUGUUGACAAGAACAAUGACCUGCUUUACCGGGAUCUGUCCCAAGCCAUGUGGAAGGCCAACCACUCCCUCAUUAAAGCAUUAUUCCCAGAAGGAAACCCUGCCAAGAUUAAUUUAAAGAGGCCCCCAACAGCAGGUUCACAAUUCAAGUCUUCCGUGGCAACUUUGAUGAAGAAUUUGCAAACAAAAAACCCCAAUUACAUCAGGUGCAUUAAGCCAAAUGAUAAAAAAGCUGCCCACAUUUUCAACGAAGCUCUAGUUUGUCAUCAGGUUCGUUAUUUGGGCUUGCUAGAAAAUGUCCGUGUUAGAAGGGCAGGAUAUGCAUUCAGGCAACUUUAUGAGCCUUGUCUAGAAAGAUACAAAAUGCUUUGUAAACAGACAUGGCCACACUGGAAAGGUCCUGCCAGAGCUGGUGUAGAAGUUCUAUUUGGGGAAUUAGAAAUCCCUGAAGAAGAAUUUUCCCUGGGUAGAUCAAAAAUCUUCAUCCGCAAUCCAAGAACACUCUUCACAUUGGAAGACCUAAGAAAACAGCGCCUUGAGGACUUGGCUACACUAAUUCAGAAGAUCUACAGAGGCUGGAAGUGCCGCACACAUUUCCUUCUCAUGAAAAAAGGCCAGAUCGUGAUUGCUGCCUGGUACAGAAGAUAUGCUCAACAAAAGAAGUACCAGCAGACCAAAAGUUCAGCAAUCAUAGUACAAUCUUACAUCAGAGGAUGGAAGGCCCGAAAACUUUUGUGUGAACUCAAGCACCAGAAGCGCUGUGAGGAAGCUGUCACAACUAUUGCAGCAUAUUGGCAUGGUGCUCAGGCGCGAGGGGAACUGAGGCGGCUGAAGGAGGAGGCUAGGAAUAAACUUGCUAUUGCUGUUAUUUGGUCUUACUGGCUUGGAUUUAAGGCUCGAAGGGAGUUGAAACGCUUGAAGGAGGAGGCUAGGCGCAAGCAUGCUGUGGCAGUCAUUUGGGCUUACUGGCUUGGACUAAAGGUCCGCAGGGAAUACAGGAAAUUCUUCCGAGCCAACGCGGGAAAGAAAAUUUAUGAAUUCAUACUGCAGAAAUUAAUGCAAAAGUAUUUUUUGGAAAUGAAGAACAAGAUGCCUUCUUUAUCACCAGUAGAUAAAAACUGGCCAGCAAGGCCUUAUCUUUUCUUGGAUUCAACUCACAAAGAACUGAAGAGGAUAUUUCAUCUGUGGAGGUGCAAAAAGUACAGAGACCAGUUUACAGAUCAGAAGAAGCUUAUUUAUGAAGAAAAACUGGAAGCUAGUGAACUUUUCAAGGACAAGAAAGCUUUGUAUCCAGCCAGUGUUGGACAGCCUUUCCAAGGGGCUUACCUUGAAAUCAGCAAGAACCCCAAAUAUAAGAAACUGAAAGAUGCUGUGGAGGAAAAAAUUAUUAUUGCCGAAAUAGUCAAAAAAAUCAACAGAGCAAAUGGAAAGUGCAGUGCUAGGAUAUUCUUGCUCACAAAAAACAACCUUCUUGUUGCUGAUCAGAAGUCAGGGCAGAUCAAGUCAGAGGUGCCUCUGGGGGACGUCAUCAAAGUGUCUAUGAGCUCCCAGAAUGAUGGUUUCUUUGCUGUGCAUCUCAAAGAGGGAUCUGGAGCGGCUGGAAAAGGGGAUUUCCUGUUCAGCAGUGAUCAUCUUAUUGAAAUGGCCACAAAGCUUUAUCGCACUACGCUUAGCCAAACCAAGCAGAAGCUUGACAUCGAAAUUUCUGAUGAGUUCCUCGUGCAAUUCAGGCAAGACAAAGUGUGCGUGAAGUUUGUGCGGGGCAACCAGAAAAAUGGUAAUAUUCCCACUUGCAAGCGGAAAACCAACAGGCUUCUUGAAGUUGCUGUUCCUUAAUUAUACACGCACAUUCUCUCUUAAACGGACACAGUUCUUCAUCAUGGUGCAGUUUUAUCUGAAAUGCAGAGGAUUUGGUAGGGUGUGUUUGACCAAUGGGAACCAGCUUUGGGAAUCCCUUUUGAAAAGACGUAAGUAAUUUGCCGACACUUGGUUUGGUUUUCAUAAGACAACUUUGAGUUGAUAUGCUUUCAGCAGACAACACCUAUAUAUAUUACGAAUGUGCAAUUUUUGUCAUGCCUUUCCUUGUUUAUUCUUUGUUCUGCAAUGCUGCGUAUUGCAAAUCUAUAUGCUUCUAUGCCGUUCUUCAUAUUUGUAUGAUUAGAAUCCACCUCAGGCUACAAAGAUUGCCAGUAAUACAUUGCUUAAUCAUAUUCAUUACACUCUCCCCCCCCCCCCCCCCCCGCCUUCUCAUCCUGUUCGUCUGGCAUAAUUCAGUCCAAAAAGUUAAACAUAAACAGAGACUGAAAAAUCUGGCAAAAUUCUGGGGCUGAAGGUAGUUAAUUGCAAACAGCAUCGUGUAAAUUGAGCUUUAAUUGAACAUAGGGCAGGAAACCCUAAUUCUGCAAAGCAGAAGGAAUGUUUGACUGCAUAUGCGACAGCUGCAUAUGGUAUUAUUAUUAUUGUUAUUGUUAUUAUUAUUAUCAUCUGCAGUGAAAAACACUAAUGUGCUGCAUCAGAUUUUAAUUGACACUUUUAAUGACUCUACAAGAUUAGGAAGCAGAAUGGGCCCACUAAGGAAGCAAUGCAUAUAUUGAGCAGUCGCAACAGCCAUAAAGCCCAAGGCAUGCUUUUGGUUCUGUGUGUGGGUCUUCCACAUAUCUAUCAAAAUAAACAGUUAAACUCCAUAGCAUGAAGUUGUUUGUAUUGGGCAAUAGAGGCCAAGAUCUUUUAAAACUACAGUACUUGUAAAAUGAAGGGAUAGAAUCUUUGUUUUCUGCAAACAGUGGUAUAUGUGCUGUACAAUGUGCAAUAAACCAUUCAUUCAACGUGCAAGAAUUAUUUAUAAUAACUCCUGUGGGUAAUAAAGAUGUUUAGAACAGCCUGCAUACUCUUUGCUUUCAAGACUGAAGUUAGGAUAAUACUAUGUUAAUUUUGAAGGUUUUUUUUUUCUAAACAUACACUACCGCCAUCACUUCAGUUUUUUAAAAAAAUCAUUGGAUAGGUGAUGUACAUAAAUUUGAUAUUAAUGAUAAAUUGUUUUAAUUCUGUUCUGUUUGGUACUCUUGUGAUAACCAUAUUUUUGUAUUUCAACCAGUUUUAUAUAAGUUUUUGUGCCUGAUAUGUAAUGUGUGCACAGAAACACUUUACAAUCAAGAACUAAAUUUCCUGAGUGCAGAUUGCAAUUGAAGCCUUGUAUAAACCAGGAAAAUUAGGCGAAAGCAUUGAUUUAUGGAGUAUCGUUUUCAAGUGUUUAGAUGGAAGUUAGCUUAAGGAGAUUGUGGAAUGUGACUGUUUGACUUUGUUGAUGUAGGGAUGUUUUUCGAUCUUGUGUAUUCUCCGUCUGAUGCAAGAACUUGCCUUCAAGGAAAGGUUACUGCACAAGAUGUGCAGUGCUAAAAAGCCCGAGUAUAAAUAAAGAAAAGCUUUGAAGUGCUGAA
Messenger RNA from Anolis carolinensis (green anole), 5175 nucleotides. It is a transcript of the gene myo1b, whose product is annotated as myosin IB. Gene Ontology annotation, molecular function: microfilament motor activity; actin filament binding; ATP binding. The record is from RefSeq and is a predicted model, not a curated record. The coding region runs from base 164 to 3574 and encodes 1136 amino acids. The transcript has 31 exons. NCBI's taxonomy places the organism in Eukaryota, Metazoa, Chordata, Lepidosauria, Squamata, Anolidae. Gene Ontology annotation, cellular component: actin cytoskeleton; brush border; plasma membrane. Gene Ontology annotation, biological process: actin filament organization; vesicle transport along actin filament.